Messenger RNA from Fusarium verticillioides 7600, 1222 nucleotides. RefSeq lists its product as hypothetical. The coding region runs from base 262 to 942 and encodes 226 amino acids. The record is from RefSeq and is a predicted model, not a curated record. NCBI's taxonomy places the organism in Eukaryota, Fungi, Ascomycota, Sordariomycetes, Hypocreales, Nectriaceae. Gene Ontology annotation, molecular function: acyltransferase activity, transferring groups other than amino-acyl groups. The transcript has 3 exons.
UGGCCACUUCAAUGAAGAUACUAUCUGCUUGGCCUGAAGUUCUCAGCAGAUGAUGAUAGCUGAUGGGGCACUCGGUGCAUCGACAAUUAACACUCUUUUCCCUUGACAUCAUGGUAGCAUCGGCUUGACGGUCUAGAAGCAUGUUCGAUAAAGGCCAACUCCAAUGAGAUAACGCUGUACACCCUUGCGCCAUCGACAAGGGCUUGCAGGAUCGGACUAGACAAAAGUUUCUCCCAUUAACGUAAUUUGAGUCCUCUAGCAAUGUCGGGCUAUCAACUUCAGUCACCAUGCCGCGUGGAGGACGGCCUACUCAUUGCGCAGAGCCAGGUUUCAGCCUUCUUUGAAGAAGCAUGGUGGAGAUUAUCAUGGACUGACAGAACUCGAGAAUCAUUGAUCCAAAGCAUCGCAGAUCGAAGCCCCAAGAACUUGCUCACCAACCGAGAAGUUCGGAGGCAUCAAAAGAUAAUUCACCUCGAAACUGGAGACAUUGUCGGAUACGCACGGUGGAUCCUCCCCGAGUCUCACAAAGACGCUUGGCUUGAAGCGCAAACACCAGACGUGAGCGAUGAACAGAGGGAAGUUUUUGCGAGGCGUCAUGCGGAAACCGAUUGGAACCCACGCGAAGAUAACGAUAAGUUGGAUGAUCAUAUCGGUGGCUGGAGAGAGAAGCACAAACAAGAAAGGGACAUGGAAUUACACUACCUCUGCGUCCAUCCAGAUCACCAGCAAAAAGGACUAGCAAGUUUACUUGUCAACUCAGGCCUCGAAGAAGCCAAGAAGCUAGGCAUCAAUGUCAUAAUCGUGGCCAUGGGCCGACGAGCUCUUGGUCUCUAUUUGAAGCAUGGCUUCGAACUGCUUGAGGAGAAGAGCCAGAGUAUGAGUUACUUCGGGAUUGAUAAGCUUUACGAGACUUUUUACUUGAGAAAGAAAGCUGAAAAGUGAUGGCCAACAACUCCUGCAUCUCGGACCACCUUUAAACUACAUAUCGAUAACUUCCACUGUCCAAAGAAGCCAAGAGACGUUCGAUGGUUCGCUGUAUUAGUUGGUGUAGCGGGGACUAGCUGAGAUUGAUAUUGCUAUAUCUACAAACUAAUGCACGUCUAUGCUUGGCACCCACUGGAUAAUGCAUCUUAUGCAUACAUGGCUUGAUACUAGCAGACCCAACUCCAUGUCUCCAUGCUCUUAUAACUUGGACUUGAUCUUUCCAGCAAGAUCCUUCACC